UUAGGUCAAUGACCUUACAUACCCUCACAUUUCCAUCCAAAAUGGCGGCGAUUCUGGUGUCCUCCAAGUUCGUCUGUAGUUUCGGGCCGAAAUUUAAGAUCAGAGACGUCGCACAGAGAAGCCAGCGCUUCAGUUCCUUAGCAGGAUGGAGGGGCACCUUUCUGGAACGCAAAACUGUCCAGGUUUUUAGAGCACAGCACCAGCAUCAUGGCAAGUCAUCAGGAUGGAGAUUUUCCCCCACAUGGAAGUCUACAACACCACACCUGCCCAGGGCACAGCAGGCUGCAAACGGAGCAGGCAUGCUGGGAAAGCGAAUGACAACACAGGCAACAUCAAAAGUGCAGAAACCCACCAAGCUACCCAAAAGGGACUGUUCAGUACACGGGAGUGGGGGGGACUCCUCUAUACCCAUCGGUGUGAAGGGGGUCCCUGAGGACAGGGUCGCUGGUAUGCAGAUAGUCAGGAACAUGCUGAGAUACGUGUGGCCCAAGGGCAAGACGGACAUCAAGACGAGGGUCGUGGUGGCACUGGGACUUCUUAUAGGAGCCAAGCUGCUGAAUGUCCAAGUUCCCUUCAUCUUUAAGUACGCUGUCGACUACCUCAACCAGCCGGCUCUGUUCAACCUGGACAACCCUGCCAACACCAUCAUCACAUUCGCUACAGCACUGGUCAUCGGAUAUGGAGUGGCCAGAGCGGGAGCGGCAGGAUUUAACGAGCUGAGAAACGCGAUUUUUGCGAAGGUGGCGCAGAGCUCCAUCCGCCGCGUCGCCAGGAACGUCUUCCUGCACCUCCAUAACCUGGACCUCAGCUUCCACCUCUCCAGGCAGACAGGUGCACUUUCCAAGGCAAUCGACAGGGGGACUCGAGGAAUCAACUUUGUGUUGUCUGCUCUGGUGUUUAAUGUAGUGCCAACCAUCCUGGAAGUUUCACUCGUUACCGGCAUUUUGUGGUACAAGUGUGGUGUACAGUUUGCUGUGGUGACGCUGGGCUGCAUCGGCGGGUACGCUGCCUUCACCCUAGGCAUCACCGCCUGGAGGACGAAAUUCCGUGUGCAGAUGAACCGAGCGGACAACCAAGCCGGCAACAUGGCCAUCGACUCUCUCAUCAACUAUGAAACUGUUAAGUACUUCAACAAUGAGACAUUCGAGGCUGACCGCUAUGACAAGCUGCUGGCUCAGUACGAGGUGGCCUCCCUGAAGACCAGCACGAGUCUCGCCCUCCUCAACUUCGGACAGAACGCCAUCUUCAGCACGGCGCUGGCCGCAAUCAUGGUGCUGGCCAGCAAGGGCAUCAUGGCAGGCACCAUGACAGUAGGAGACCUAGUGAUGGUGAACGGCCUGCUGUUCCAGCUGUCUCUGCCGCUCAACUUCCUGGGUUCUGUGUACAGGGAGGUUCGGCAGUCUCUCAUUGACAUGCAGACCAUGUUCAGUCUCCUCAGUCUGGAUACAAAUAUCAAGUCUAAGCUCCAGGCCCCAGCCCUGCAGCUAUCCCCUACAGAAGCCACCAUCAGGUUCGAGGACGUUUUCUUCGAGUACCAGAAAGGUCAGGAGAUCCUGAAGGGCCUGAGUUUCGAGGUUCCCACGGGGAAGAAGAUCGCCAUUGUUGGAGGAAGCGGAUCAGGGAAGUCUACCAUCGUGAGACUACUGUACAGGUUCUACGACCCAAUGGGAGGUCGGAUCACGGUGGGGGGUCAGGACAUCCGGGACAUCACAGUGGACAGUCUGAGGAGACACAUUGGUGUGGUGCCACAGGACUGUGUGCUGUUCCACAACACCAUCUUCUACAACCUGCAGUAUGGAAACUUCCAGGCCUCCACAGACGAGGUGUUAAAAUCAGCUGAGAUGGCAGAACUGCACAGCAGCAUCGUGAGGAUGCCCCAGGGUUACGACACACAGGUGGGGGAGAGGGGCCUCAAGCUAUCAGGAGGAGAGAAGCAGCGUGUGGCGAUCGCCAGGACGAUAUUGAAGGAUCCACCAAUCAUCGUGUAUGACGAGGCAACGUCCUCGCUAGACUCUAUCACAGAACAGGCCAUCAUGAAUGCUCUACAGAGUGUGACGAAGGGUAGAACGUCCAUCUUCAUCGCACAUCGCCUGUCUACGGUGGUGGACGCAGACGAAAUCCUCGUACUGAACAACGGGAGGGUGGUGGAACAGGGUCCCCACCAGGAACUGUUGAACAAAGAGGGCGGGUUGUACGCUAACCUGUGGAUUAGUCAACAUCAAAGGGCGCUGGAAGAUAAGAACAACAACAGUGGACAGAAAGGUGCGGAGGAAUCCAAUGGAAAUGGACAAGUGGACAGAGUCGAGCAGAAAGUUUGAGGAAAGGCACGGAUGUACACUCAAGUUGAAGUUGUACAAUCAUAUCUCUGUUAUUACUUUAUCAAUUUCAUAUUUGUAGUACACAUUAUGUCAUUGGAAAGCUUAUCUAUUGCCCUUUACAGUGAUACUAGUACUUGUUUUAUAACGACCAUACAUUCAAGGGUUGAGCACCAGGGCUACUUUUCUUA
Branchiostoma floridae (Florida lancelet) is the source of this 2506-nucleotide messenger RNA. Its product is annotated as ATP-binding cassette sub-family B member 7, mitochondrial-like. The record is from RefSeq and is a predicted model, not a curated record. Gene Ontology annotation, molecular function: ABC-type transporter activity; ATP binding; ATP hydrolysis activity. Bases 9 to 2318 code for a protein of 769 amino acids. The transcript is spliced from 15 exons. Gene Ontology annotation, cellular component: mitochondrial inner membrane. Gene Ontology annotation, biological process: intracellular iron ion homeostasis; transmembrane transport. NCBI's taxonomy places the organism in Eukaryota, Metazoa, Chordata, Leptocardii, Amphioxiformes, Branchiostomatidae.